Messenger RNA from Rotaria sp. Silwood2, 795 nucleotides. The record is from the annotation of a GenBank genome assembly. Lineage: Eukaryota; Metazoa; Rotifera; Eurotatoria; Philodinida; Philodinidae.
AUGACUUACCUAUGUGAUUCAUACCAGACAAAAACAAUCGGUAUACCAGCAACCAAACGGCAAGAUAAUUGUGGUUUAAUUGCACUUUUUCAACCAAUUGGUCCUAAUAUUUCAUCCGAUGAUAUCUUUUGUGUUGCAACAACACAUUUACUUUUUUCACCAAAACGUGGUGAUAUUAAAUUAGCUCAAUUACAAUAUUUUCUUGCUGAAAUUGAUCGAUUAGCGACAAAAGAUCCAUACACAGAUUCUUAUUAUCCAAUAAUUUUAUGUGGUGAUUUCAAUGCUCAACCUCAAUCACCGCUUAUUCAAUUUCUAUUGAAUCAAUAUAUUAAAUAUGAUGAUUAUCGUUGUAUUGAAAUAUCUGGUCAAACAGAAAGUUCAAUCGUCAAUAAUUGUUCUUCUCGUCAAUUACCAUCAAAUGAACUUCUUCCAUCAUCAUUUGUUACUUCUGAUUGUCGUUUGUCAACAUCAAAUAAUGAAACGACUUUUCAAAAACAUAUCGAUCAACAAGCAUCAGCAAUAUUAACACAUAAUAAACAAUUUCAAUCAGUUUAUGAUUUAAAUAAUUCAUUAGAUGUAACAACGAAUGCUGGUGAUAACCCAAACUUAGUUGACUAUAUAUUUUAUACUCAACAAAAUGAUGAUCCAUAUAGAUUAAAUUUAUUAAGUCGUUUCGAUUUAUAUAAACAAAAUCAAAUGAUAAAUGUUCAUAUUCCAAAUCAUCAAUUUGCUUCAGAUCAUUUUCUUGUAGCAGCAAAAUUCGCUUUAAAAUUAAGAAAGACAAAUAAUCAGUGA